GUUCAUGAAAUUUACCAAGAUACAUAACUGGUGAUCCGUUUUGUACUCUAAAGAAGAGAGAUAGAAAGCCCUUGUAACAUUGGUUUGUGAAAUGUAGUGCUUUAUUCCCCUCUAUGCCAAAUACACAGUCCCAGUCCAAGUCCAAAGGCCAUCAAAGAAUGUACCUCAUUUUCAUGAAGUUCCUCCCCUUUCAAUACCUCUGGACAUCCUUCCUCUAACCCAGACCACCUCCAGCUCCCAGCCCUGAGCUCCUAAGAGAAACGUCUCUAACCAGACCUACCACAGAUGAUUGGAGACCCAGCUCACAGCAGAGGCAGAGGUAAAACUGUGCUCUCCUUUUAAUUCAUGUUUCCUUCUUGGUUGCUACUUUAGUAACAAGUAGGUCCCCACCUCUCAAGAACAUUGAAUCUGAACAACCAGUGUGAACACAGGCCCCAACCAGGGCUUCUGGAAUAACAAGAACAGCAAAACCAGCUUCUUCUUUUUAGAAAGCAUCUUGUUUUCCUCCUUUUCCAAUGAGUCAUCAGCACAAACCCUUGAGAUCACCCUGCCUCGGUCACCUGAGGAGGCAGCAAAUCUCUACAAUUUAUCAUGGCAGCCUCAUCUCACUCUACCUCUGCUUCCAAAUGGUUGUAGGAGCAUUCCAAGUCCAGGGGCCCCAUGACCCCUUGGUGGCCAUGCUGGGUGGUGAAGCAGAGCUGCCCUGCUUCCUCUCACCUCCUCAAAGAAUUAAAAAUAUGAAAAUAACCUGGAACAGAUCCCUACCCUCCCGAGUGGUGCACCUGUAUGAGGAUGGGAGGGACAAGCCUGAGGAAGCUAUGGCGGAGUAUUUAGGGAGGACAGAGCUUGUGAAAAAUGUUAUGCAUAAGGGGAUAGUGGUCCUGAAAAUCCUCAAUGUCCAACCCUCUGACAAUGGGCAGUAUCGCUGUGUGAUCCAACAUGGCUCCUUCUACAGUGAUACAGUGAUUGAGCUGAAAGUGGCAGCUCUCGGAUCACAUCCUCAGUUCCAUGUGGAAGUCACUAGGUCCAGCCAACUCCGAUUAGAGUGCAAAUCAGAGGGCUGGUUCCCUCAGCCAAAGGUCCAGUGGAUGGACUCUGAGGGAAGAGAAAUUCCAGCUGAGUCUGAGACUCAUACCCAGGACAAAUGUGGCUUGUUCCAUGUAACAACAUCACUGUUACUCAGAGAAACUUCUCAGAAGAAUCUGACAUGUUCUGUCUGGAACCCAGUUCUGAAUCAGAAAAAGGAAGAACACUUCUCCAUAACAGUUGCUGAACCCAUCAGUACAACAGUCAAGUCCAUGACUAGAAGAGCGGGUGUAGCUUCGGCAGCACUUCUGAUAACCCUGAGUUCCACAGUAUUUUAUUUGAACAUCAGGCUCAAAAACCAGGCCAAAAACAGAAGCGGUAAACACCAGAACGACACCCACCAUUGCAUCUGCCAGGCCGGCCCUCUCGUGACCAGGGAUUAUGCCACAGUCCCUGCCAACCACGUGGAGGUCUAUGCUGAGUCCGACUCCGAGGGCACCAGUGCCAAUGCCCUUGGGCCUGCCAUCCUGGCCUACGCCUGUGUUGCUGCCACCAACCCUGACCAGGACGGUGCCAGCGCGGACCCGCCCGGGACCGCCCUUGGCAAUGCUGCCAUCGGAGAAGACACCCCCAAGGCCACCAAUGCAGACCUUGACCCAGAAGCUGCCUGCACCUACUCGCCAGGGGCGGCCCCUGCUGAGGCCCAUGACACCAUCUCCUCCAGCGCCUCGAAAGCCUUUGCGGAGGUUCGGCUCGACUUCAAAUAUGACCCUAAGAAGAAGGCGGAACUCCAGGGCACUACGGAGAGAUUCACUGGCCUGUCCAUCAGUCCCUAUUUGCAGAAGGUCUCGAGGGAAUUAUCCUGCGUGAACUCACAAAUAAGCUGUAGCUCGGCUCUGUCUCCAGGAUCAACCACCCCCAUGCAAAGUAGUCACCCCCUAGAAAACUUCUCCAACUUCAACAAGGCCAUAGUCAGCCACCUUGAACCCCGGGGAGCGGUUCCAGCCCAAUGACCUGCUUGAGAGCCACAUGAGGCAGGGGCAGGUGUCUCCCCUGGCUCAGUCUCUGGCCAAGACCAAGGGGCUGCGUGUGGCAUCGGCAUCAACUACAUGGAAAAGCAGGAGCGGAACGUGGAUGAUGCCACCUUGAGGUGGGCCAGCACAUCAUGGGCCUCCAGAGGGGCACCAGUAAGUGUGCCAGCCAUUCAGGCAUGAUGCCAUGUGGCAUGAGAAGGCACAUAUGUCUACCUCUGCAAGGAUCACGUCCUUCCACCCAUGGGCCAUGCAACCAUCUGCCUGCAAAGGGCGACUGUUAAUGUAAGGAAUAUUCAAACCUGUAAAGACUUUUUUUGAGUUUAUUUGCACUAAACUGUCAACAAUUGUCGGGGAAACAGAAUCUCAAUAGAUUCAGAUAAUGCCCCGGAGAACGGCAGUUCUUGCCCUUGUUGUAUACAUUACAAUGAAAGUGUUAGGGGCAGAAAUAGAAUAUUGGGGACCA
Molecule: messenger RNA, 2523 nt
Organism: Myotis brandtii (Brandt's bat)
Lineage: Eukaryota; Metazoa; Chordata; Mammalia; Chiroptera; Vespertilionidae
Product: butyrophilin subfamily 3 member A2-like
Exons: 7
Coding region: 516-2039 (507 amino acids)
Biological process (GO): regulation of cytokine production; T cell receptor signaling pathway
Cellular component (GO): external side of plasma membrane
Molecular function (GO): signaling receptor binding
Source: RefSeq, a predicted model, not a curated record